Messenger RNA from Sphaeroforma arctica JP610, 2937 nucleotides. RefSeq lists its product as hypothetical. Gene Ontology annotation, molecular function: ATP hydrolysis activity; ABC-type transporter activity; long-chain fatty acid transmembrane transporter activity. The transcript is spliced from 14 exons. NCBI's taxonomy places the organism in Eukaryota, Ichthyosporea, Ichthyophonida. The coding region runs from base 364 to 2358 and encodes 664 amino acids. Gene Ontology annotation, biological process: peroxisome organization; long-chain fatty acid import into peroxisome; very long-chain fatty acid catabolic process. Gene Ontology annotation, cellular component: peroxisomal membrane. The record is from RefSeq and is a predicted model, not a curated record.
UGUUUUUUUUAACGAUCUGAGCUUCCAGCCCCAGGAUACGUUGUGUAUUCAAUAGGAAUGAAGAGGCUUUGUGUAUGUAUAUGUAGCAUCAACGUGUACGUAUGAAGGUAUUUAGAUGUGAAUAAUAUAGCAUACAUAUGUAUGUUAUAGUGUGAGCGUGACCUUGUACUGUGCAGAUACUGUUUGAUCAUUAUACUUCAUACAGGCACUCUUGAUUACAUCCAUUAACUUCCUUGUGUUGGAAUCCUCUCUUUUAUAGUGUCUAUAUAGCACGCGAGAGUAUCCCCGUUACUUCUCGCAUCAACAAAUGAGAAACAGUCAAGCGGUUUAACUUAUGUACUAGCCUUUCAUCACACAUACAUCAUGGACGUUACAGAUACCAGACGCACUGGGAAGGCCUCAACAGGAUCGGAUGAUGAUGAAAGCGAUGUGGCCUUGAUGGACAAUUCCGUUUCCAUCUCCAUGGUAACGGAUAACACCUACGGAACGAUUGAUGAACAGGAGGAUGCGAAGAAGUCUGCGUUCUUCGGCGCCAUACAGCAGCGUGCAGAUGGUAGGUACGGUGCUGAGGGGUGGGGCUAUGAGCCUGAGGGGGUGCUGCUGUCUAAGCUGAAUGUUGGGUUCUUCAAGAGUCUGUGGCAUCUGUCUCAGCUCGCACUCACCUCCUGGCGCGAGUGGAUGCUGUUUCUGACGCUGCCUGUGACAGUUGCGGCGUACAUUUGGGUUGGUUACUACGUAAUGCUGGCGCCCGGAUACAUCUAUACCGCCUUGAUCAACGAUGACCUGGACGAUUUUAUCUACCGAUGCACUGUGCUCUUGGGUUGGGUGUCCUUAAUCUCGGUCAUCAAGGUCUUCCGUCAGUUCAUCACCUCAUGGAUCAGCAAUGAGUGGCGAAACUCAAUCACCACCACCAUACACGAGCUAUACAUGACUGACCUACGCUACUACACCAUCCAGAUCAACGCUGCCGGGGUGGACAACCCUGAUCAGCGUAUUGUGACCGACAUCAAGGGCGUGACUACCGAGUUUUCCAAGAUAUUGGGAGGCUCGGCUGGGUCGGGUGGUCUGUACGAGGGGUUUGGUAACAUCCUGUGGUACUCAGUCCAAACAGCUCAGAGAGCGGGCUGGUAUGGGCUGGUGAUGGCUUAUGGAUGGUCUGCUCUCAUGGCGGUGUUCAGUGUGCUGCUGAUUAAUGUUGUGGCUCCCUGGGUGUUCCGUCAAGAACGAUUUGAAGCGCUGUUCCGGUUUUUGCAUGUGACGGUGCGUACACGCGCAGAAGACAUCGCAUUCCUUGGCACAGGCGGUCACGAGCGCAACUCUGUGAAGAAGACGCUCGACCACUGUGUGGACAACACCAAAAAGAUCAUCACUCGCCAGGUGUACCUGAACUCCGUUGAGUUUGCAUUCGGCUACUUAACUACACUGAUCAUGUAUGUCUCGCUGGGUAUUGCCGUGUUCUCUGGCUUAGCGUGGAAUUUCACACCCGAGAGUGAGCGUGCGCAGUGGAUUGCCCAGACAUCCGGAAGUUUCAUUUCGCUGCUGUUUGGCUUUACGAUACUUAUCCAGAUGUCCACACAAACCUCGGACUUCGUAGCCUUUGUCAUGCGUGUGUCUGAGCUGCACAAGGCACUCUUAGCCGAGAAGGAGAAGCGCAGCAACGGACACCAAUCGUCUGCGGGUGGGUCCAGGGACGAAGCACUGCUGAAUACGAGCUCAUUCUCUGUCUCUGAUGCUCAGGAGUUGCAGACCGAUAAGUUACAGAUCACGUCACCCGCUGGAGAUGUGUUGGUCACGAGUCUUUCAUUCGUACUGAAACAAGGUGAUAGCUUGCUGGUAAUGGGUGCUUCUGGGGGUGGCAAAACGUCGCUGCUGCGUGUACUAAGAGGGCUGUGGCCUGCUUCUAAUGGAUCCUUCUCCCGUCCACCGGCGUUGACUGAUGGGAAGGGCGGCGUCUUCUUCUUGCCACAACGACCGUAUUUGGCCUAUGAACUCACACUGAAGCAACAGAUGAUGUAUCCGAAUGUCAAUGUCGAGUGCAACGACUCCGAUGAUGUGUUCAUCGAUGUGCUGGGUGAGGUGGGUCUGACCGGCAUUGUGCGGCGAGUCGGGGGUCUGAACGUAAUAGCCGACUGGCAAGUGAUGUUGUCUGUGGGUGAGCAGCAACGUCUGUGCCUCGCGCGUGUGCUGUGGCACAACCCAGCCAUUGCCAUCCUGGACGAAAGCACGGCCAGUCUGGAUGUGGAGUGGGAGAAGAGUGUCUACGCUGCGCUGAAGCGGAGAGGUGUCGGUGUACUCAGUGUGGGCCAUCGAGAAUCGCUCAUCCCUCUGCACAACAAAGUGCUCCGCCUGAAAGAAUAGGCCAGUCAACAAUCCGUCAAUUUCUGGUCGAGAAAGGGGCAUUUUAAAGGGGAAGAGGGGGUAUUUUCGGGGUGAACAAAUGUAGGAGUGCAAAAUCAGGUGCGGGUGUUCUCCCGGACAGCGAGCAGAGAGGGCUAGCUGUACACUUCGAAUGCGAGCGAACGCGAGCCUCGGCAGUCGGAGAUGUGUUGGUUGUGGCCACAGCAGAGCUAUACGAAAUUGAGGACAACUUGGGUGCACCCUGACGUUCUUUUUUUUUUUUGGAUAGCGGACACCCGCUGCUGUUGUGGAUGGGUCACGCUGUCGCUUGAGGGGGUCCACAGCCAAUACGGAUUGUACACAAUAAUUUUGGUAGUUAAAUUUUAGUGUGGAUCUGUUUGAAUCUAUAGCAAGCCGCCUCACCAAAUGAAUUAGUUAGAAGGCUCGUACGUCCAGAAUAAAUCAAAACUUAAGCACUCUUAUGCAUCAGCAGUGUCUAUACUACAAGACGCCUCACCAAAUGAAUUAGUUACGAGGUUCGUACGUCCGCGAUUAAUUAAAGCUUAAGCACUCCUUUGCAUCAGCAGUGUCUAUACUAAA